Molecule: messenger RNA, 2350 nt
Organism: Biomphalaria glabrata
Lineage: Eukaryota; Metazoa; Mollusca; Gastropoda; Planorbidae
Product: band 7 protein AGAP004871-like
Exons: 9
Coding region: 370-1485 (371 amino acids)
Cellular component (GO): plasma membrane
Source: RefSeq, a predicted model, not a curated record
UUAAAUAGUUGUGCUCUGACAUAGACAUUCGUCACAGCUGGUAGACAUUAAAAUAUUAGAGGAAGGCCUACUUAAUACAUUAUUAAACGUGGAAAUAGAAAUAAUAAGAAAGGUUAAUGUUCUACUUUAAAUAUAGAAAUAUAGAUCGAUUUUGACAUUUUCUUUCUAUCAUUGCAAGCGUAUUUUUCAAAGAAGUGAUUCGGUAUUGAUUAAACAUGAACAUCGCUUAGCAACAUCGGUAAACAGUUGACUAGAGAUCCAAGCAAGCAUAACUAUAGACAGAGUGAGUUGAUAUAAGUACACGUGCUUCAUAAUUAUCCUUAGGUCUUCAGUAGUUUCGUGUUGAAGAAGUGGAGCUAUUGAAAACUUAUGUCUAACCAAAUCCCUCCAGACUUGGAUGUAAGGGGAACCUAUGAGAUAACAGACUUCGCAGAUCAAGUGGAGGAUAAUGAAUGUUCUAUAAAUUUGUCGAACACUAAUUACCUGGGCGUGGUUCGUCACGAUGACAGACAGGCAGUCAAUGAUGAACCAGACGUAAAGGUGACAUUAGCAAAACGCGAGGAAUUCUCUGAUAGUGAUAAUACAUUGAAACAAUCAUUGACAACAAAUAGUGGCACAGCCGUAAUGUCAAACUCUCCAGUGAAAGCAUCACACUCUGCUAAACAACUUAAAUCAGAUGAUACCAUAAUUGGAGCUAAUAACAGUCCCCAAGAUAACGGAUGCUGUGCAAUAAUCUUAACAGUAUUGGCUUACAUCUUGGUCAUCCUAUUCUUUCCGUUCUCAUUAUGUGCUACAAUUAAGGUGGUCCAAGAAUAUGAAAGAGCUGUCAUUUUCAGACUUGGUCGAUUAUUGCCAGGAGGUGCGAAAGGACCAGGUAUAUUUUUUGUUAUGCCAUGUAUUGAAGAAUACACAAAGGUUGACCUAAGAACCGUGUCAUUUGAUGUACCACCACAAGAGGUAUUAACUAGAGAUAGUGUUACAGUCUCUGUGGAUGCUGUUGUAUAUUACAGAAUUUCAAGCCCAACAGUAUCUGUUGCUAAUGUUGAAAAUGCUGCUAAUUCCACUCAACUUUUGGCUCAAACAACACUAAGAAAUGUAUUGGGAACUCAGAAUUUGGCAGAAAUUCUGUCUAAUAGAGAACACAUUAGUGAACAGAUGCAGAAUGUCCUUGAUGAUGCCACAGAUAAAUGGGGAAUUAAAGUCGAGCGGGUUGAAAUCAAGGAUGUACGUCUUCCAACCCAGUUACAGAGAGCAAUGGCAGCAGAGGCUGAAGCAGCACGCGAUGCUAGGGCAAAGGUAAUAGCUGCUGAAGGUGAACAGAAGGCGUCAGUCGCCCUUAAAGAAGCUGCUGAUAUAAUUGGAACAUCGCCAGCGGCAUUGCAGCUUCGUUAUCUACAAACAUUAAACAGCAUCUCUGCAGAGAAAAACUCAACAAUAAUCUUUCCACUUCCUAUUGAAUUUAUCAGUGGUUUGUUAAGGAAAUAACCCAAUCAGGACGUGAUGGUGAAACCAAUUGGGCGUGCUGGCUUCGUUUCGACGCUAAUUCCUUUAGCCAAAAUUGUUUUUUUUUAUUAUGUAUUUAAAACAAUAAUGAUACAUAUCUAUAUUUGUAUGUCUGUUUGUAUUUAAAUGUAUUUUUUAUGUAAAAAAAAAAAGUUGUUUUGUUCCCGUUACAUUUGGGAUGUCAGUUUGGUGUAUCCCUACACUUUGAAUGUAUGUGUCCUUCGGGGCCAACAAAAACAUUAAUGCUAAUUUUUUUUUUACACCAAAAUUGUUUAUUAUUACAAGCUUACAUCAACUCACUCUGUCUGUCUGGUACAAUUUUUGUACAUAUUAUUUAUUAUUAAAUCAAUAAAAAAAAUAAUGAUAAUAAUUUUUUAAAAUUUGAUAUUGAUGAAGGGAAAUAAAUCAGUAAUGAUAAAAAUAGCUAUUAAUGCACAUUUCUUUCCCUUGUAAAAGCUUUGUAUAAAAUUUGUUUUCUUAUUUUAGGGUUUCUCAAACGAAACAAAAAGUAAACGAAACAAAAGUAAACGAAUGAAACUUGCCUUUUUUUUUUUGUGUUUGGUUGGGAUCUUCAUGUCAAUAGGAUGAUCUCAGCUAGAGUUCUGGAUUGUCUGUUUUACGUGUUUUGGAUAUUUCUUCUCACUAGAUCGUCAAAUGUCUACCCAAACCUCCCAUAGGACGGUGAGGGUGGCAACGGGUAGGAUUCGAACCUGAAACCAUCACCAGUUCGGAGCAUAAAAAAUGUCAGCAAGGUGGUACGUGUGCUUAUGUUCCUAUGAUUAUAAAUCUAUGUGGACUGGAAAUAACUAAGAAUCCAUGUUUAAAACAAAACUAUUUCGAAAUGGUG